Molecule: messenger RNA, 4865 nt
Organism: Ruditapes philippinarum (Manila clam)
Lineage: Eukaryota; Metazoa; Mollusca; Bivalvia; Venerida; Veneridae
Product: inactive dipeptidyl peptidase 10-like
Exons: 25
Coding region: 24-2534 (836 amino acids)
Biological process (GO): proteolysis
Molecular function (GO): dipeptidyl-peptidase activity; serine-type peptidase activity
Source: RefSeq, a predicted model, not a curated record
GAUAAUCAGAAAAAUAUAAAUAAAUGAUGGAAUUUGUUUCAAGCGGGGCGACAUCCUCAAAUUAUGUGAGAGAGUCGGGGCCACGAUAUGUGAUAGAUAAGCACGGGAAACGGAGACAAUCGUCUACAUUUAAGGAGUUGGUGGGCAGCACAACAGAACAACGUAACUGGCGUGGUAUCCUCAUAGCUCUGUUGGUAAUUGUGACAGUGUUCGGACUUAUUAUAGCCGCCAUUGUUCUUAUCACUCCAAAGGAACUUGAUGAAAAUUUUGGAGAGAAAUUAACUUUUAAAGAGCUUGUUCAACAUAAAUUUGACCCGUUGCCUUUCCAGAAAUCGUGGACUUCAGGUGAAACUUUGAUAUAUAGACGUACGGAUGGAAUGGUGGUACAGUUUGACUGCGGGAACAAUGAAACGUCAGAAAUCAUGGACAAUUCAACUUUUAGAGAGUUGGAUACAGAAAAAUAUAAAGUAUCACCAGAUGGGAAAUACGUUCUUCUACCUUAUAAUAUCCAAAAUAUUUAUAGAUAUACCUAUUUAGCAAAAUAUAGAAUAUAUGACACCGAGAAAAAAUUCCAUAUAGACCUUAUAGGUCCUAUAAUUAAUGGCAAAGCCGUAGAAAAUGAUUUCCAGUAUGUCGCAUGGUCACCCACUGACCAUGGUCUUAUUGUUGUUGCCAAUAAUAAUAUUUAUUAUUUAAAACCAUGGAAUUCUUUAAAAGAAAUAGAGAGUAGCGAUUAUUCAGAAGUUACAAGCAAUGGCUUAAAAGAUGUCAUUUAUAACGGAGUGCCUGAUUGGUUGUACGAGGAGGAGAUUCUUUUAUCGGACCACGCCAUCUGGUGGAACCCUGAUGCUUCCGGUAUAGUUUAUGCAAGUAUUGAUAACAGACAUGUACAGACUUAUGAUAUGACUAUUUAUGGACCAUUAAAGAAUAGAUAUGUAGAAAACAGGAGACUGCCUUAUCCAAGGCCGGGUACCACAAAUCCAACAGUGACAAUGAAAUAUUAUAAUUUCAAUAACAAAUCUUCAAUCACAUUUAAACCACCGACUGAUUUUGUAAACACAGAAUAUUAUGUCACUUCCGUGACAUGGAAGGACAGCACUCACGUGUUAGUCACGUGGCUCAAUAGACCUCAGAAUGUUUCCAUUUUAACCAUCUGUGAUAUUGUAACAUACGAUUGUUCGGUUAGUUUCCGUGUAGAAGCGGAAAAUGGUUGGCUAGACAUGUCGCAGUCUGCAGUGUUUUCAUCGACAGGCGAUGAAUAUUUUAUUAUUCUUUCACAAAAAGAAGGAGAGCAUGGAAGUUUUAAACACAUUGCCAAAAUUGAUGCCAGUACGUCUAACAGGGGAACACGUUUGUUUGUGACGUCAGGGCGUUUAGAAGUGAAGAAAAUUUUGGCGUACCAUGACGUCACAAAUACAGUGUACUUCCUUGGAGUUCAACAAGACGAUCCGAGAGAAAGACAUUUGUACAGUGCCACUGCAAUACAAGAAUCGGAAGAUUUCCGGCAGCCGACGUGUUUAUCAUGUGACUACUCUGACGAAUGUCUGUUCGUUGAUGCCACAUUUAGUCCAAAAGCCGACUAUUUUGUAUUAAGCUGUAAGGGUCCCGGGGUACCCUACUACCAGCUCAUGACUCCGCCCUUCAAUCUAGUUAAAAUGUUGGAGGACAACGAACAAUUACGAGAGAACAUCAAAGGGAAAGGAUUACCAAAAAUAGAAUUUGCGCAAAUCACGGCAGAUGAUGGCCAUGAUAUUUGGGUCAAGUUGUUCCUUCCGGCCGUUCUUAAAAAGGAUGAAAUUAUUACCUUUAACAUGGUAAUGAAAGUAUACGGUUCCCCGGGCACACAGAUGGUGACUCACGAAUAUUCCGUCGAUUGGGAACACUAUGAAUGCAGUGCGCAUGGUUUAAUUAUUGUGUACGUAGAUACACGUGGUUCUGGUGGGCGUGGCGAUGACUGGACGUUUUCAAUCUAUAAAAACCUUGGUACUCUAGAAGUUGAGGACACCAUUACGGUCGCUAAACAUUUCCUGUCCCAACAAUAUGUACAUGCGCAGGCAGCUAUCAUAGGCAUUUCUCAUGGUGGUUUUGUCGCAGCGUCGGUACUAGGUAACAGAGACAACCCAUUCAGUGCUGGUAUAGCCGUGGCACCUGUCACAGACUGGAGAUAUUAUGACUCAUUUUAUACAGAGAAAUUUAUGGGAUUUCCCACUGGAGCUGACAAUAUUCAAGGGUACAAUACUGCCAAUGUAUCGGGAAAUGCAGGAAAUUUCAGGAAAUCAAAGUUUAUGUUGAUACAUGGUACUGGAGAUGACAAUGUACACUUCCAGCACUCAGCACAGUUGAUCAGAGCUUUAACAGAGAGUGAUGUAUAUUUCAAAACUCAGAUCUACACAGACCAACAACAUUGGUUAAAUGGUGGUAACACACGGAAUCAUUUAUACAACACCAUGGAAGAUUUCCUUUUCCGGAGCUUCGGGAGAACCCCACCACGUGAGGUACCGGAAGUUGUGAUUGUAGAAGAGGAGGAAGACUAAUUAAUGUAUUUAAAUAAUCACGCGAGACAAUCAAAACAUUGGAGUCAAAACGGAAACCGUCGUGCCAAAAUCGGCUGCUUUUAGAUAUGAUGGCGGGUGAUAAAAGUUCAUAUCAAAUUGCUCUUCAGUCUUCAGAUUUUCAGAUGAUCUGGAAGAUUUGUUACACGCAUGUGUCAAUAAAACAGAUAGGACUGUUAUCUUCAUUAACAAUGUGAUUUAUUUUUACGACAUUAGUGAUAACCCGGAUGACGACUGAUUCGGCCAAGCGCAGUUUAGAUUUGUUUCAUUAAAAAAAUCCAAAAAACAUUGAAUUAAAUGUUUGUAUGUGUAAUAGAUCUCUAGAAAAUCGUGAAAUCAAAUUUAUUAUAUGAACAUUUCCUGUUGGAAAUAAAAGAUAAAUCAUCAAGAACAAUGUUUCUACGUUGUCUUGGUAAAACAAAGAAGUGGUGCUCAAACAGCUGUCAUUGCUUUUUUGUAUUAACACUAAAAAUUAAAUUCAUAUAAUUGUCAAUGCAAAAAUCAUUCAAAUGCCAGAGGCAUUUGAUUUUUCAAGAGUUCUAAUUCUGACUGCUUAAUAUAAUUCACUUAGAGAAUGUUCAAGUAAUGUUUUUGUCUUGUAAAAUACAGUUUAGAAAUACAGCUUAGGUUUGUUCGGAUAUAAAGCUUAUUAGUUUACUAAAUUGACCAUACAUUUGUAAAAAGAUGCAGAUAUCAUGUACAGGGUUUAAAUCAACGCUAUAAAUGUAAUAUCGCAGCAUUAAUUUUUAUACAAAUAUCUAAAUGCAUGUAUUGAGGUUUGACGCCUAGAAUGGUUAAAUUCUUGUUGGUUUGAAAUUUCUAGAAACGUUAAAAACGGUUAUAUGUAUUAAUUGUUCAGUAAUGUUUUAAGCAAACGUGUCCACCUUUCAAUUUUGACAAAACCGUACACUAUUUUUGAAAAAAAAAUCAAAAUAUGAACUGACUAAAUAGUUACUAGUGCAGACCAUGAUCAGAUUGCAAUGAUGUGGCGGUCGGUACAUGUGUAUAGAUCUGCACUGAACGCACGUUUAGAAUCAAUUGUCACUAGAAGGGUAAAGGCUAUAAAGUACUAUUUGGGCAGUUUGAAUUUUAUUUCUUUGCUUUGCAUUUUAAAAAAUCAACAUGUUAAAAUGCUAGCUUAUUUCCGUUGGUAAAAAAGGCCUGUUCGUAUAGUUGAAAUUAACAUUUUUAUUUUUCAAACUCUAAUUAUGCUAAUAAAGGUUUUUCUUUUUUAUGAGACAUUUUAUUUGGUUAUUUAUUUAUUUAUCUAUUUAUUUAUGUAUUAUCAUUUUUUGGGUUCUUAUAAUUUAAAAUCACGGAAAAUGUUACGCACAUUCAUGUAAAAAUAUCGCAACACUGGUCCGUUUUUACAUUGAUAUUAUAUUUUGUGCAAUUUUUAAUUCUUCAUCAAUAGUUCAGACUUAUUCAUUAUAUAUGUUUUGUUGAUAUGUUGACGUAUUUAAGAUAGAGUGAGUUACGUUGAGCGUUUAUGUAACUGAGUGAAUGAUGCUGAUAAUGUUCAAAUAUUGACCAAUAAUCAAUACUGUAGUUCCAAAACUGUUCAUACAGUAGAUAGAGGGCGUGUUGUGUGCAAAGGUCAUAUACUUUAGUAUUUCAGUACAUUAGUUACACAUGAAAGGGGGGAUUGUGGAAACUGAAUCCACUUUUCAUGCUAACUAGUGUAAAUUCCUAUGUAAAGGUGAGUUAUGUAACAAUACAUAGGGGUUCUAAUCUAUUGUUUAUUUGUAUACACAAGCAUUGCUUUUAAGAAGAUAUCAAUACAUGUAAGUCUAGAUGUUUAAUUAUUCUGUAGUGGUUUUAUUUCCAUUAUACGAAAUUUGGAUUUACGUUUUAGAAAAGACCUAACCAUUCAAUGGUAAUAUCACUAUAGGUAGUUAACAUUAGACAGUAGUGUAUUUUAUAGUUAAUAGUGAAUGUUUGACCUGGGUAGACGGUCUAUAUUAAAGGAGGGUAAUCAUGUAAUGUUAGUAUGGAAGAGGUUUUGAAUGUAAGGUCAUAAUAUUGUUGUUUUUAUAACUCAAAGGGGGUAAGUUGAUUGUUGUUUUGUUUUAAAUGGUGACGUAACUGCCAGUGUUAAAACAUACGUUAAACAGUAUUCAUUUGUAAAUAUGUCAGAAACACAUGUGAUUCUAUGUAAAAGUUGUUUUUUUUUCUAUGUUUCCCUACAUUUAUAAACAUUCCUAUACAUUUUUUUUGUAUUGUUUAUAACAUUGGCCUAUGUUCUGCAUCUUCCUGUUUACACACAGUUACUUGUUCAAGUGAUAAAUCAACCAAUUAAAGUAUUUUAUUUGA